This is a messenger RNA of Raphanus sativus (radish), 1152 nucleotides long. RefSeq lists its product as uncharacterized. Bases 68 to 979 code for a protein of 303 amino acids. Lineage: Eukaryota; Viridiplantae; Streptophyta; Magnoliopsida; Brassicales; Brassicaceae. The record is from RefSeq and is a predicted model, not a curated record. The transcript is spliced from 5 exons.
UAAACAAGUCACUUUCACUUGCAAACCAUAGCUCAACAAAAGCUCAUAUCUGAAGAGAGAGAGAAAGAUGGAGAGAAGAACGGCAGUGAGAAAGCCUAACACCUCCGCCGCCGAUCUGCUAUCUUGGUCGGAAACGCCUCCUCCUCCUCCUCCUCCUGCGUACCACUCACCAGCUUCCGCUGCUCGUUCUCAUCAGCCGUCAGAUGGAAUCAGCAAGGUUCUCGGCGGCGGUCAGAUCACUGACGAGGAAGCUCUGUCUCUCAAUAAGCUGAAGAAUUGCUCAGGCUACAAGUUAAAAGAGAUGAAUGGCAGUGGCAUAUUUGCUCAUGACCCAAAAGACGUAUCUGAAUCCGAUGCUACUACCGGACUUCGUCACUAUCAACAAACUCUAAACGGAGUGAGUCAGAUAUCAUUCAGCGCUGACGGGAAUGUUUCCCCGAAGAAACCAACCACAUUAACAGAGGUUGCAAAGCAGAGAGAGCUGAGCGGAAACCUGCUAACCGAGGCAGACCUAAAGAGCAAGAAGCAGAUAUCAAGUGCUAAGAUGGAAGAGAUAAGCGGCCACAACAUCUUCGGACCUCCAACUGAGAUCCAGCCUCCUCGAUCCUUGGCUGCUGCUGCACAACAGGAAGCUAGAAGAGGUAGUAACAGAGACAUGGGAGAGCCUGCACCAAGGAACCUUCGUACUUCUGUUAAAGUCUCCAACCCUGCAGGAGGACAGAGCAACAUACUGUUCAGUGAAGAACCUGAGGUGAAGACAUCAAAGAAGAUACAUGAUCAGAAGUUUCAGGAGCUCACGGGGAACGGUAUAUUCAAAGGAGACGAAUCGGCAGGGAGUGGAGACAAGCAGCUGAGCUCGGCUAAGCUGAGGGAGAUGAGCGGAAACAAUAUAUUUGGAGACGGGAAGGCAGAGUCAAGAGACUACUUUGGGGGCGUGAAGAAGCCUCCAGGCGGUGAGAGCAGCAUCUCACUGGUCUAAUUAAAAAAAAAAAAAAAACUAGUGGCAAUUUCUCUCUUUAAAUGUCGCUUUGAGCUUUUUCAUCUAAUAAGUGUGGGAUGAUGGUCUUUGUGACAAUAAACCGUUUGGUGUUGUCUCUGUUACAACUUACAAGUUUGUUUGAAAAGUAAGUAUAAGUAUGCUUGCUUACUCAA